CACAGCACACUCACGGUUAGACAACGUUGCCUAUUAAUAUAUCGAAACUGUGCCCGACUGGGAAGAGCUGCGUUUUGUUCCACAAAUGAAAUCAACAAAUCUGUAGUAUGCUGUGCUUUUUUAAUCGCUUUCUUCAAAAAUUCCGAAAUGUAUAUUUAUAUUCAGUCCUAGGCAUAAAUUUCGAUUAAGGAUCGGAGCGUAACUACUUGUAGAAAGAAAUCCGAACACCUUUCAGCAAAUGGGUACCGAUGGAUCCGAUUGAAAAGAAUCAGCAACAAAAGGAAGACAUCGGCAGAGCAUCAAAAGGCAGUGAUCACUCCCUCGAUCGACAAACUGUCAAGAAAUCCCGCGAGAAAGGGAAUCAGAACCGCAAAUCCGAGAAAUCGACCAUUAGCAGUCAAAAAAGCCCUUUUAAGAGCAAAUAUGCGAGUGAUAAGCAAUUCGCCAGGGCUCCUUUCGGCCAUUCAGGACUGUCCUCAAAAAGUUUUUCUCGUCGUCACAUCCAAGAUAACGGAACAACUUUUUAUGCCAAGCCUGCUAAGUUUGGGAAGAUCGCCAAGGAGCUCAAGAAGCAGCCCGCUGUUGACAUCAACCUGUCGUCGGUGAAGAAGGGGAAGCCACUGAAACGUUAUUCGCCAAUCCACGGCAGUAGCGACGAACAGCAUUACGAUGACGAUCCUCUUACUAACGGAUCAACGUAUUCAUCAAGCUCAAUACACAUUUCCAUGUCAGACAAGAGCAGCAGCAGUCGCAGCCCGGAAAACCCUCCUCGUCACCGGAAGUGCUACACAAACAGCAAGCAUGCCGAGUUCACCAAGACGCUGAAGCUACUAGACAAGGGGCAGAGCAAGGACAUUAAAGUAUCUCAGUCCGCUGGGAAUUUGAAACGGAACAGUAGCAGUGGCGAUGAAAUGAAAUAUGCUUCAGCUGAUGAUAUACAUUCAUAUGCGGAAAAAGAAGAUGCAAUUCUCUCAGAUAAAGAUAUUCAAAAAUCCAAUUCGAACAUUUACAAGACUCCUAGCAAAAGUGAAAAUCGUUUGUUCAAUGGAAAUUCGAACUCUACAAUUACAAUAACUAAACCUGUAACACCAACGAAAGAGGAAGUUACAUUUUCAUCCUUCGCUCCCGACAUAAAUGCCGCAAACAUAUUAGACCCUAAAUCAGACUGUGACCAAUCGAAGUGCAAUUUGAAUUACUUUUACAAAGGAACUGAUAAUAAAAUGAAUCUGGAAGGAUCUGAUAUAAGCGGAGUGAAAAUUUUGCUGCGCGGCGAUUUAUUGGGAGCACUCAACUGCUUAUUUCCGCAGCUUAAUUUGGUGGCGUCAGAAACGAACCCGAAACGACCGCUUUUGGAUCCCAACUUUUCAUAUUUUAGUGAUUCGUCUGAUAUUUUAAUUGAAACUUUCGCAUUAGCUAGAAAACUUUAUAGUGAACAGUCAGCUAAAGCAGACACUAACAAUACAUCACCCAAUGAAAAAUUAUCCGAUUCCUCAAGUUUUUCAUCCUUGCAAAGCGACAAAGUGAAAUAUCCUUAUAGUUUCGACGAACUUCCUUUCCGAAGUGCCGAGCAAGACUUUAACGGUGAAAAUCAUGGCAACAGCUGUAAACUUCAUGGAAAUAGUCCACAAUUAAGCCUAAGAAGUAUCGUAAGUGCCAAAGAUAUCCACACAUCGUCUAACCCUAGAAAUUCGAGCAGCACAAUUAAACUAGCGUCUAGUAGUAGUUCACAACAUAUCCUGAAGUCUUCCCACUCAGAGCCUAAAAUUCCGAAUGCAGCAGCUCGUUCUCAUAAUACUCGUCUGAAUAUGUCGCUGGAGAGUUUCGUUGAUGAGCAAAAAAGAGCAGCGAGCUCGACACCCUAUGAUCGCUUAAAACCUUAUCGCGGUAUCGAAAGCAUCAUGACGGAGAUAGAAAAACUACCAACAAAUUGUCAAGACCGUACAUUCUUUCCAGAAAAACAGGAAAGCCCAACCCGACUGGAACUAAACUCUCACAAAAGAAGCCUCUACUCAUCAGUACUGAAAAGUUCAGUUUUUAAAGAUACUGCGUCCAGCAUCGCUGAAAAGAAAACGAUACAUCACAAUGGAUAUCAUAAUUCUGAAGCAAGCCAGUGGUGUGAGAAAGCAACCGAACAAAAACCUGUUUUCAAAGUUAACAACGACAGUGAUCAUAAAGUAGAUAAUUUCAACCAUACCUUGCAUUCAGAUGAUAAUACUCCCACGAAAACAACUCCAAUAACGGACUUGAGACCACCAAUUUGUUACGAUUUGGACGAGCUAGAGAAAGACAUAACAAAGUCGCUGGAGAAGCUUGUGGACGAAGCAGAUGAUCCGAUAAUCCUAAAUCAAUACAACAUGCAAUAUUCAAACGCUUCGACGAAUCUAUACGGGCUGAAUAACCCGCCCACCAGUCAGUAUUUUCACAACCAAACACAAAAAUUCAAUGAAACCUGUUACCGUAAGCCUCCUAUAGCAAAUUCGGGAUUGAAUAGCUUACAAAAUCGGCUAAACUUCCUACGUACGAAAGGACGUCCAUCGGAUUUUGAACAGUUCUUCAACCCCCUAGCAUUUAACACUCAACUCACAGCUCAAUUCUUUCGUCAGGAGAAUAUAACGAACAAUAUCAACUCAAUGCCGAUGGAUAAUAUGAAUCACGUCAAUCAACUGUUUCCCAAAGCCGACGUGGCCAAGUUGGCCACAGUAAAUACGCCUUACUAUCAACAAAGCCCGGGUAACAACUUCGAAAGAGACAUUAAAGAACUCUUGACUCGUUAUCCUCAAAUCAUGCAAAACACGGCCACUAGUAUCAACCAACAAAAUAUUUUAACUGGAAACAAUACUAACAUCACAGCCAACACCACUCCCUUCGACUUAACAUCUUUAUACGCACAUCUCGCGACGGCUAAAGUCCAAUCAACACCUCUCCCCCAUACGCUUACUAAACCCAACUGCAAUGAUGAAAACAUGAUCCUCAACCAAUUUAUUGCCUCACAAAGCUUAGACAACAUGUACACCAACAAUGCAGCCCUAAACCGAUAUCAAAUAUCCAGUAACAAGUUUCCGAGCCAAAUACCACUUGACUACGGAAAGCAAGGUCACUCCUCGGGGCUAGGAUCAAUGGGCAUGGUGGAUCAGGAAAAUUUUCCAGCACCACAUUAUCUGGAGGGCAGCAAUUGUGGAGGCAACUCUUCGAGUGGAAUAAGAACAAUAAUUUCCGUCUCCGAUUUGGAAAAGCAAGCAUUGGAACAGUAUCGAAACUCUGAAGAAAGUAUCAACGCCCGCUACGAUGUCCUGGAGAAGGAAGCCGAAGAACAAUAUAACAAUUGUUUAAGUCAGAAGUGAGGCAGUAUUAUGUACGAGUAGCAUGUGUUUGAGACAUUGUGAACGCAAAAAGAACGGAAUGGACAGCGCAAUUUCAGAGCAAUAAGAAAUGAAAAUGUUUUCUUUAUAAGUAUGUCGAUUUUUUAUCGUCCAUUUUUCAUUAUUAUUUAAUAAUUUCAAUUUAUAAAUGCGAAAUGAUUUUUUGACAAUAAAC
Hermetia illucens (black soldier fly) is the source of this 3534-nucleotide messenger RNA. RefSeq lists its product as uncharacterized. Bases 249 to 3341 code for a protein of 1030 amino acids. Lineage: Eukaryota; Metazoa; Arthropoda; Insecta; Diptera; Stratiomyidae. The transcript is spliced from 7 exons. The record is from RefSeq and is a predicted model, not a curated record.